AACCCUGUCAUUAUUAUUACAUAUUAGAACAAAAGGUCAAACAAACCUGUUUACUUACUUAGUCUCUGUUAAUAUUAAGUAACUAUGUUAUCUCUAAUUAUAGUUAUUUUAGACUUUUCACCUGAUUAUUGGGACAUGCCCACAUCAUCGCGCUGUGACACAUCUGGACGGUCCUUGUCUGUACUUGAUGAGUAUUUACUUCUUAAGUCCUAAAGUACACCCUUGCAUACUUCAGAAAUGGCCCGGGUCUUUUACUUUGAAACCUGCUCCUAGAGGAAGUGACGUAGGUGGUGACGCUGUUUCCGCUGCUCACAGCGACUCAAACGUCCAAAACAAUCGAUUAUUGAUUAGUAUCGAGGAUGAUCAGCUGAAUGGAGGUGACGGUUUCUGCGGGUGAGUUUGUUUGUUCAUAUAAUGCAGGGUGCGUUCGUUUUAUUCACACGGUGAGUUUGUUCAUAUAAUGCAGGGUGCGUUCGUUUUGUUCACACGGUGCGUUUGUUUUGUUCACAGGGUGAGUUUGUUUUGUUCACAGGAUGAGUUUGUUUGUUCACAUGAUGCAUUUGUUUUGUUCACAUGGUGCGUUUGUUUUGUUCACAGGGUGCAUUUGUUUUUUCACAGGGUUGUGUCGACUCUCAUCAUGGAGAAUGGACAGAGCACCACCAGCAAGCUGGGCCUGCCACCACUCACCCACGGCCAACAGGAGGCGCUGCAGAAGGCGAAGAAGUAUGCCAUGGAGCAGAGCAUAAGGAGCGUCCUGGUCAAACAGACGCUGGCUCAACAGCAGCAGCUUAACAGCCUGCAGAUGGCGUCCUUGUCAAUGGGUCUUGGAGACGCUCUGUCGCCGCUGCAGUCAGUGGCAGCGCAGCGUCAGAGAGCUCUGGCCAUCAUGUGUCGAGUUUACGUCGGCUCCAUCUACUACGAGCUCGGGGAGGAAACCAUCAGACAGGCUUUCGCUCCGUUUGGACCAAUCAGAAGCAUUGACAUGUCCUUUGACUCAGUGACCAUGAAACACAAGGGUUUUGCUUUCGUGGAGUACGAGGUUCCUGAAGCUGCUCAACUCGCUCUGGAACAGAUGAACUCUGUCGUCCUCGGAGGGAGAAACAUCAAGGUUGGAAGGCCCAGUAACAUUGGACAGGCUCAGCCAAUCAUUGACCAGCUGGCAGAAGAAGCUCGCGCCUUCAACAGAAUCUAUAUUGCGUCACUUCACUCCGACCUCUCAGACGACGACAUCAAGAGUGUUUUCGAGGCUUUCGGGAAAAUUAAGUCGUGUGUUUUGGCCCGAGAACAAAUGACAGGACGACACAAAGGCUAUGGCUUCAUUGAGUAUGAAAGGCCUCAGUCGUCUCAGGAUGCCAUCGCCUCCAUGAACUUGUUUGACCUCGGAGGUCAGUAUCUAAGGGUCGGGAAGGCCGUGACUCCACCCAUUCCUCUCUUAACACCGACGCCCCCUGUAGGACUCCCAACUGCUUCGACUAAAAUCACUGCUCAGGACACUCUGGGUGCCUCGGUGCUCGGAGCUCUGGCUGGAAUCCCUCAGGCUGUCAUGGCCGCCCAGGCUCCAGGUGUCAUCACAGGCGUGACACCAACUCGACCCGGCCUGCCUCAGGUGGCUCUGGUUAACCCGGUGCUGGCCACGCCUCCCGACCCAGCUGUGGCUUUUGGUUGUGAUUUGAAAAGGACGGAGGAGGAGCAUCAGCAGGAUGUGCAGCAGGAGGGUGCCAUGGACCCGCUCAGCGAGCAGGAACAUCUGAGCAUCAGCGGCAGCAACGCCCGACACAUGGUGAUGAGGAAGCUGCUCCGCAAGCAGGAGUCUACGGUGAUGGUUCUGAGGAACAUGGUGGGACCUGACGACAUCGAUGACGACCUGGAGGGCGAGGUCACGGAGGAGUGUGGGAAGUUCGGUCAGGUGAAACGUGUCAUCAUCUACCAGGAGCGUCAGGGCGAGGAGGCCGCCGCCGACGUCAUCGUUAAGAUCUUCGUAGAGUUUUCGGACGCGGCUGAGAUGGACCAAGCCAUUAGGGCGCUCAACCGCCGCUGGUUCGCCGGACGCAAGGUGGCGGCGGAGGUUUACGAUCAGGAGCGGUUUGAGAACAGCGACCUGUCGGCGUAGAAUCCCACGUGGAACAUUUACGAUUCAGGUCAAACUAAACUUCAUCCGGAUGUAGAGAGGGAGGCAGAGCCACAUCUACGUUACUGUGAUGGUAUGAUGACCUCCGACCUCAGGUGCACAGGUCAAACAGAUGACAUCACUGUGUUUUCAUGUUUGAUAUGAUUGAUGUCAUGUGACAUUUGAAUCUGUUUCAGACUAAAGCAAGGUUUUGUAAUUCCUUCUGCUGCUGCUUUCAGAAACAAACAUGAACAUGAGGUCAGAGGUCGGUGGUGUGUUCAGGUGAAUGUCAACGACCAAAACAUGUAAAUACAACUUUUUUUCUCUCUCUCUUUGUUUACAAAGAAAUUAAAGAGCUUUUUGUCUUCAUACUAAAAUGAACGAGUGCGUCAGUUUUUUAUUCAGCACAGACGACAUCUGAUGAUGGUGAUGAUGAUGAUGAUGAUGAUGGUGAUGUGAUGAUGAUGAUGAAGGUGAUGGUAAUGAUGAUGAUGAAGGUGAUGGUAUUGAUGAUGAUGAUGAAGGUGAUGGUAAUGAUGAUGAUGAUGAAGGUGAUGGUAAUGAUGGUGAUGUGAUGAUGAUGAAGGCGAUGGUAAUGAUGAUGGUGAUGGUAAUGAUGAAGGUGAUGAUGAUGAUGAUGUUGAUGAUGGUGAUGGUGAUGGUGGCGAUGAUGAUGGAUGAUGAUGGAGAUGUGAUGGUGACGAUGGUGAUGAUGAUGAUGUUGAUGAUGGUGAUGAUGAUGAUGAUGGUGAUGGUGGUGAUGGUGAGACUUAAAUAUUGAAUGUUUGUAAAUGAUCAAAAUGUUUAAAGGGGACAUAUUAUACCCUAUUUCCCCCAUUAAAAUAGUUCCCUGGUGUCCUAA
Solea solea (common sole) is the source of this 2969-nucleotide messenger RNA. It is a transcript of the gene puf60a, whose product is annotated as poly-U binding splicing factor a. The transcript has 12 exons. Lineage: Eukaryota; Metazoa; Chordata; Actinopteri; Pleuronectiformes; Soleidae. Gene Ontology annotation, biological process: alternative mRNA splicing, via spliceosome; regulation of alternative mRNA splicing, via spliceosome; mRNA splice site recognition. The record is from RefSeq and is a predicted model, not a curated record. Gene Ontology annotation, molecular function: RNA binding. Gene Ontology annotation, cellular component: catalytic step 2 spliceosome; precatalytic spliceosome. Bases 461 to 2110 code for a protein of 549 amino acids.